CUUGCGCACCGGGAGCCGCCCUGCCCUGGGGGGCGGAAUGGGCGCGGCUGCUUGGGUGCCCGUGAUUGGCGGAGGGCGGCCACGCGUCGGAGCCCGCGGGCGGGUGGGGGCCACGUGCGCGGGAGACCGGGCUCGAGGGGCCUGGGGACUGCAGACCCACACCGAGAUGGCCACUGUCCCCCUCAGCUUCGACAUCGACGCCCCACGCUGGGACCAAAGCAUCUUCGUGGGGCGCCUCAAGCAUUUUCUUAACAUCACCGACCCACGGACUGUGCUGGUACCAGAGAGGGAGCUCGACCAGGCCAAGACCCUGGUGGAAAGCUGCAGGGCUGGGCUGGUGCCACCGGGAAGCAGCGAGGAACAGCUGCUCUACGCCAAGAAGCUGUACGACUCAGCCUUCCACCCCGACAGCGGCGAGAAGAUGAACCUCAUUGGGAGGAUGUCCUUCCAGGUGCCGGGGGGCAUGGCCCUCACCGGCUGCAUGCUCCAGUUCUACCGGACAGUCCCUGCCGUGGUUUUCUGGCAGUGGGUGAACCAAUCCUUCAAUGCCAUUGUCAACUACACCAACCGCAACGCAGCCUCCCCCAUCUCAUUGAGGCAAAUUGGGGUGGCUUACAUCACAGCCACUGGUACAGCCCUGGCCACUGCGGUGGGACUCAACCUCUACACCAAGAGAGCCCCUCCACUGCUGGCCCGAUGGGUCCCCUUUGCAGCCGUGGCUGCUGCCAACUGUGUCAAUAUCCCCAUGAUGCGGCAACAGGAGAUCAUCAAUGGGGUGACAGUGACAGACCAGGACAACAAUGAGCUCGGCCACUCCAGGAGGGCAGCGGUGAAGGGCAUCGCGCAGGUUGUGGUCUCCAGGAUCACCAUGGCGGCACCAGGCAUGAUUAUUUUGCCUAUCAUCAUGGAGCAGCUGGAGAAAUUCCCCUUUAUGCAGCGGAUCCGAGUUCUCCACGGGCCUCUGCAGGUGCUGCUGUGUGGGGGCUUCCUCGUGUUCAUGGUGCCAGCAGCCUGUGCGCUGUUCCCACAGAGAUGCUCCCUUGCGUUGGCUGACCUCGAGCCGGAGCUGCGCGACAGCAUCGUGGCCAAGCACGGGGACAAAGUGCCGUAUGUCUACUUUAACAAGGGACUGUGAACAGAGACUGUUUCAGAAGUCAUCGCACCCUUCUGGCCUCUGCCACCACCAGCCCUGUGUCCUUUGAGCAGAGCUCAUGGGCACUGCCUAGCCAGGUCUGCCUUCCAGCUCAGCACCAUCUCUGCUGCGUUCUUUCCCUGGAGAGGCAGGAUGUGGCUCUGCUUGCCCAGCUUGUGGUACUUCGGCUUCUCCUGAGCCUCCUCCCAUCUGCUGAUGGCUGUGUCCCUUCCUCCCCACAUACCUUUUGUCCUGGGUGAUGCUUGUGCUUCCUUCUCCACAGGGCUGCUCUCAAUGAUGCCCCCAUGAGGCAUCAGUCUCUCUCCCUCUGGGCUCAGACCACAGUCCUACCUCUGAAAGCAAGUGUCCUGUCAUUGUACCAGGAACCAAAUCAUAUUACUGCCUUAAAACACCACAGUGCCUCUUACCAAGAGCUGCAUCAUGCCUUGGCAGGUGGGAAGGGACCUGUCCCCUCUGCACAGGGAGCACACCAAACUCCAGGGACCAAUGCUUGGACCAUGCCUUCCUUGCUCUCAGGUUGAAGUUUUGUUCACUUUGUGAAUGCCACAAUCUAGGAGGCAAAUAGUUUGGGUUUUUUUUUUAAGCUCUAAUUUUUGCAGUCUACCCAUUCCUCUGAGCACAAGAGCCAGCUGUCAUGCUCACCCUGCAUCUCAUGAUCCCAUGGUAGGAUCAAGGACCUGCAGCUUUGGGAGACACUGUAUUCUGGGCCCCCUUGGACAGAGGGAAGGAGACACAGGAGUCACAAAGCUGUUGACGAAUUAACUCGGGCUCUGAGUAGCAGCACAGCGAAUGACAAAGAGGAGGGUUGAAAAAUAAAGUGUGGUGAUUUUUGAAAAACAGCUG
Cuculus canorus (common cuckoo) is the source of this 1996-nucleotide messenger RNA. RefSeq names its product sideroflexin 2 (gene SFXN2). Lineage: Eukaryota; Metazoa; Chordata; Aves; Cuculiformes; Cuculidae. The record is from RefSeq and is a predicted model, not a curated record. Bases 38 to 1135 code for a protein of 365 amino acids. The transcript has 12 exons. Gene Ontology annotation, molecular function: monoatomic ion transmembrane transporter activity. Gene Ontology annotation, cellular component: mitochondrial inner membrane. Gene Ontology annotation, biological process: serine import into mitochondrion; monoatomic ion transport.